Molecule: messenger RNA, 1323 nt
Organism: Papaver somniferum (opium poppy)
Lineage: Eukaryota; Viridiplantae; Streptophyta; Magnoliopsida; Ranunculales; Papaveraceae
Product: shikimate O-hydroxycinnamoyltransferase-like
Exons: 2
Coding region: 1-1323 (440 amino acids)
Molecular function (GO): acyltransferase activity, transferring groups other than amino-acyl groups
Source: RefSeq, a predicted model, not a curated record
AUGGUGACAACUAGAGUGAGAGAGUUAAUUGUAGUGAAACCGGCCGAAGAAACACCAAAAGUGUCUCUAUGGACGUCAAAUGUCGACCGGCUGUUCAGAAAACACGUACAAGCUGUGUACUUCUACAGGCGUCCAACAUUAACAGAAGGUUCUUCUUCCUGUUCGAACGAUUUCUUUAACUCAACUGUACUCAAGGAUGGUCUAAGCAAAGCUCUCGUUACUUACUACCCGAUUGCUGGGAGAUUGAAGAGAAGUGAGUCAGGUAGAGUGAAAAUCGAUUGCACUGGUGAAGGUGUAAUUUUAAUAGAGGCGGAAACAGAUUCAUGUAUCGAGGAUCUCGGCGAUUUCACUCCUAAUGAACAACUUAUGCCUCUCAGUCCUAAUCUUGUUAAUGAUGAUGAUAUUUCUUCAUAUCCACCCUUUUUGGUUCAGGUAACCCAUUUCAAGUGCGGUGGUGUUUGUCUAAGUACAUCACUAAGCCAUAUAAUGGCCGAUGGUGUCUCUGGUAUUAACUUCAUCAAUACAUGGUCAAAUCUCUGUCGAGGAGUAGAAGACUUGAAACCUGUCCCGUUCUUGGAUCGAACCAUAUUACAAGCGCGUGACCCGCCAGUAGUGUCUUUCCCACAUAUAGAACACAAAAGACCUUCCAUGAACAUACCUUCUACUUCUCCGUUAUUAGAACCAAAGAUUGCGACUGCGAAGCUCAAUAUCUCAACUGUGCAGGCUAAUCAACUCAAAUUCAAAUGCAAUAAGGGCGAGUUUCAGUUUAGCACAUACGAAGUCAUUGCAGGACAUUUAUGGCGUUGUUCAUGUAAAGCACGUAAACUUAAGGAUGAUCAAGAAACCGCGAUAUUUAUCCCAUUAGAUUGCCGUUCACGUUUAAGUCCUCCUCUUCCAAAUGGUUAUUUCGGAAACGCCAUAUUUUACGUAGCACCAACAGCAACUUCAGGUAAUAUUAUAUCAAAACCAUUAAGUUACGCUGUCAACUUAAUACACGAGACAUUUACAACGUCAAACAAUGAGUAUUUUAGGUCAGCGCUUGAUUUCCUGGAAUUACAUCCAAAUAUCCGUCUCCUUACCGAUGGUACUCAAACAUUUAAGGGCUGCAAUAUUAAUAACACAACUUGGGCUAGGCUGCCAUUAUAUGAAGCUGAUUUUGGGUGGGGAAAACCAUGUUAUAUGGGUCCGUCUGUACAACGUUUUCCGGGUCGAAGUACUCUGAUUCCAAACCCACCGGGAAGUGACGGUGGCUUUUCUUUAAUUAUUUCUUUGGAAUCUGAUUAUCAUAUGAAUCUUUUUAAAAAGUAUUUUUAUGCUAUUUGA